This is a messenger RNA of Ipomoea triloba (trilobed morning glory), 877 nucleotides long. RefSeq names its product probable ribonuclease P/MRP protein subunit POP5. Gene Ontology annotation, cellular component: ribonuclease P complex. The transcript is spliced from 4 exons. The record is from RefSeq and is a predicted model, not a curated record. Gene Ontology annotation, biological process: tRNA 5'-leader removal. NCBI's taxonomy places the organism in Eukaryota, Viridiplantae, Streptophyta, Magnoliopsida, Solanales, Convolvulaceae. Bases 147 to 611 code for a protein of 154 amino acids.
AUAGAACAGCCGUGAGCCGCUCACGUUCGUCAUUGCUCCGGCUUCAGUGCUUCACACCUCACCUAGUCACCGCCCCGCCACGCCGCGGUAUUUUGUGCUGCAACAUUGGUUGAGUUGAUUCACGCAAGCCCACAAGGUCAGCCAUCAUGGUGGGGUUCAAGAAUAGAUACAUGGUGAUGGAAGUGUUUUUGGAUCCAAAUAAAGAUCUCAUGGGAAAUGACCCCAUUAUAAUCACCCAAUUCAAUUUGUCAAAAUCUAUCAAAGAUAGCAUUCUAGCAUACUUUGGAGAGUGUGGUCUAGCCUCAUCACUUAAUUCAUUUCAAGUGAAGUAUGUAAAUCCUAUUACAAAAGUGUGUAUCAUUAGAGCAUCCAGGCAAGAGUACCAAAAAGUUUGGGCUGCAAUGACCAUGAUUACAAGUAUAGGGAACUGCCCUGUGGUAUUCAACUUACUUAACCUGAGUGGAAGUAUCAAGGCAUGCAAAGAUGCUGCUUUGAAGUGUGAAGAGUCAAAGUUUGAGCAUUGCAAGUUAGUGGGUGGAAUCCAGCUUAAUGAUGACCUCAAGCAGCACAUGCAAAAUUGCCUUGAGAAGAUCAAAGUUUUGGAGCACUGAGUUUAAACAAGUGAUGGUUUGAGGUAUAUCAUUCUUUUAACCAUGUUGGGAAGUUAUAUAAGAAAUUAUUUUCAUUUUCUUUGUGUUAAGACUUAAGAGAAAGAAUAGUUUUUUUUUUCUUGAAAUAUAGCAGGGUAACAGUUGUUUGAAUAUUUGAAGUAUAAAAGCUGGCUUCUUUAUAUUUCUAGCUGUAUGUAUACUCACCUAACGUCAUACCCUAUCCUAGAAGAAGAUUGAGCAUAUUUGAAAAGAUAUGCAUUUUACUC